UGUGCCCGCGAAAACACAGGUUCUUAGCCUCUCCGUGACUACGAGUGAGAAAGACCCAAUCCUCUAAACUCUCUCUCUCUCUCUCUCUCUCUCUCUCAUAUUUGUCAGCGUCAUCUGACCUACCCACGUAUUCGAUUGUGAAUGAAAACCUAGAAAUUAGUUAUCUGUCGGCCCAUGUUGCAAGGUCUCAUAGACGGCUGAGACACGCUUCGCCAUUGAGCCAGAGAGUUGCAAACUGCGGUCGAAUUUAGAGAAUUUAAGCGACUAUGGCGUCCCACCUAAUCCGUGAAUGGACUGGUAUACAACAUUUCCCUCCCGCCACACAGACUAAAUUGAUUGAAUUAUUGGGAGAAUUAAAGCAAGAGAAUGUGAGCACCUUGACAAUCCUUGUAAUGGGGAAAGGUGGUGUUGGAAAGUCCUCAACAGUGAACUCCAUCAUAGGAGAACGGGUUGUUGCGGUUAGUGCAUUCCAGUCAGAGGGAACAAGACCAGUAAUGGUUUCACGCUCUAGGGCAGGGUUUACAUUGAACAUCAUUGACACUCCGGGCCUUGUAGAAGGGGGAUAUGUCAAUGACCAAGCUCUUGAGAUCAUAAAACGGUUCCUUUUGAACAAGACAAUAGAUGUUCUGCUUUAUGUGGAUCGACUGGAUUCAUAUAGAGUGGGCAACUUGGACAGGCAGGUUAUUAAAGCUAUCACUGAUAGUUUUGGUAAAGGAAUAUGGAGUAGAGGCUUGAUUGUCCUCACGCAUGCUCAGCUCUCACCACCAGAUGGGAUAAAUUAUGAUGACUUCUUCUCCAGAAGAUCAGAAGCUCUUCUCAAAGUUGUUCGUUUGGGUGCUCGUAUUAAAAAACAAGAUGUCCAGGUACCAUAUUCUUAAUUUUCAUGACAUCAGUUCAUCAAUCUUCUUAUUUUUUUCCUUUUGCACAUACUGUUUUCCCUUGUGACAGCCGUGAUUUUAAGAUGUGAAGUUCUAUGAUCUUCUGUUUACUCUGUAAUGUGCAAACUUUGUCUCCACUGACCAGUCAUGUCUCUGAUGAAGCAACUAUUGGUUAGCUGAUGAAUAUCAAGCUAAAUAUCUUCUGAAUUUGGGAUCCAGAUUGAUGGCUUCUAAGACAGCUUUCAAGUUUCAAGUAAUAUGCCACCAAAUCUAGUUUUCCAUUAGAAACUAAUCUUCUUUGCUUCUUCCAACUUCCAGACUAGUACUGGCUAAGAAUUCAUGGAAGAAUUUAUAGCCUUAUGCUCACUUGUCCUGUGUCAAGGAUUAGCUGUGUUGAAGUGAAGCAACUACUAGCCUGCUAUCUUAGUUAGUCCAGGCAAAGUCUACAGGCCUGCUGUCUCACUUAGCUAAACGACCUCUUCACAUUUCUCUCAGAAAUCAAAGCCAUUUUUGUUAAUUGAGCCUUAUUCUUAGUAUGAGAAGCUAUAAAUCCAAGGUCAACACUAAUGCAUCUUACCCUCACAGGCUAUAAGCUGAUCAUUAAAAUCCUCAAUGGAUUCUUUAUCAGGGAAACCUUUUCUCUCUUUUUCAACAUAAAGUCAGGUUUUGGUGCCACUUAUUUUCAGAUUGCCUCAGCAACAUCUUCUGGCUUUAAAUUUCCUCCUUUUUUU
Macadamia integrifolia is the source of this 1609-nucleotide messenger RNA. RefSeq names its product translocase of chloroplast 34-like. The record is from RefSeq and is a predicted model, not a curated record. Gene Ontology annotation, molecular function: GTP binding. Lineage: Eukaryota; Viridiplantae; Streptophyta; Magnoliopsida; Proteales; Proteaceae. The transcript has 5 exons. Bases 267 to 878 code for a protein of 203 amino acids.